Daldinia childiae is the source of this 597-nucleotide messenger RNA. Its product is annotated as Phenylacrylic acid decarboxylase 1, mitochondrial. The coding region runs from base 1 to 597 and encodes 198 amino acids. The record is from RefSeq and is a predicted model, not a curated record. Gene Ontology annotation, molecular function: carboxy-lyase activity. The transcript has 2 exons. Lineage: Eukaryota; Fungi; Ascomycota; Sordariomycetes; Xylariales; Hypoxylaceae.
AUGGGGGACCCUGUUUCAGAAGCUAGGAGGAGAAUAGUUAUCGCCAUCACAGGUGCUACGGGAGCAGAUAUUGGUAUUAAACUUCUACAGACCCUGCGCCGGCUCAAUGUCGAAACACAUGUUAUCAUCAGCAAGUGGGCGGGCGAGACAAUCAAAUGGGAAACGGAUUACACGGUAUCAGCAGUACGAGCACUAGCAGACCACGCAUACAGUCCGCAUGACCUCGCAGCCCCGAUCUCCAGCGGCUCCUACCACAUCGACGGGAUGAUCGUAGCACCGUGCUCAAUGCGGACGCUCGCCGCCAUCAACGCAGGCAUAUGUGACGACCUCAUCACACGCGCGGCAGAUGUCUGUCUCAAGGAGCGGCGCCGCCUUGUCCUCGCCGUCCGUGAGACCCCGUUUAGCGAGAUUCACCUGCGGAAUAUGCUGGGCGUCACUAGCGCGGGGGCUAUCGUCGCACCGCCUGUCGUUGGGUUUUACACGCGACCGUCAUCUGUGGAGCAGGUCAUCGAGCAGAUGACGGGGCGGUUGCUAGAUUUGUUCGGGCUGGAUGCGAAGGACUUUGUUAGGUGGGAGGGUAUGCGUAAGGAGAGUUGA